Molecule: messenger RNA, 1331 nt
Organism: Spinacia oleracea (spinach)
Lineage: Eukaryota; Viridiplantae; Streptophyta; Magnoliopsida; Caryophyllales; Amaranthaceae
Exons: 4
Coding region: 201-821 (206 amino acids)
Biological process (GO): meristem maintenance; meristem development
Source: RefSeq, a predicted model, not a curated record
UCUGAAAUUGAAACACUCUCAAACUCUCCAUACUUUUGGGUUCCUCAGUUCGUGAAAAUUGAAAAACGAGAACGGGGAUUGAAGAACCAUAAUUGAAGAAACGUCUUCAACACCAAUCUCAACCUAAAUAUCGGCUACAAGACAGUCUUAGAGGAUAGGGAGAAGAUGAUUUUGGGAGCGAAAAACAAACACUGAUUUAGAUGGCAAACGGGAGUAAAAGUCGAUUGCAUAAUAGGGCUAUUACUAUCUCUUCUAGGUCAAAGCGCGUUGCUAGGAGGUCAUCUCAAGGUCGGGAAACUCAGAACAACAAUAACCAAGUUGUGAGAACAGAACCCGACAAUAACGUAGAACUUGGUAACAAUGGUCAAUUGGGUAACAAUACUCAAAGCACUACUGACUUACAAGAUGAGGAACUCGAUGGAAAUAAUGAUAUUGAACAACCGAGUAAGAAAAGCGCAUGGAAGAAAAGACCUCGUACCUUUGAUUGGAAAUUGACUGCUGCAGCACCUGGUGGUCCAUUAUCGACUGAGUUGCUUCGUGGUUAUUGUGGCCAUGUCGCGUGCGAUAUUUGGGAGAACAAUAAUGAACGUGGAUGUUUGGUAAUACAAUCACGAACACAAGCUCUUGAUCUUUUUGAGUUUGAUGCAACAAAUGCUUGGUGUUUAUUGGUGAAAAGCACUGGAUUAAGUCAUUUACGUAAUUGUGUGUUUCCUCAUCACAAUUCACCUUUAAUUUCUGCUUUUGUUGAGAGAUGGCAUCCAGAAACUAAUAGUUUUCAUUUACCAUUUGGAGAAAUGACCACGAAUAUUGCUUUACUUUAAAUUUUAAUUACAUAAUCUUUUGUAAUCUGACAGUUGGUAUUUUUUUUAUUAGUUACUCCACUUGAUUGCUCAUUAUCUACGUCCGGUGUAUCCCGAGACACGUUCACGGUUGACCUUGGAGCAACAAUAUCACUAUUUUGACCGUGCCAUCAACGUGUUAAGAGACUUUGAGAAUACUCAGAUUAUAGAACCGCAACAUGCACAAGGACAAUGUCGUCGAAAGUAAAUUUAUUUUUUUGAUUGAUAGAGUUGUUUAUAGGAAUAAAAGAGUGUUUCUAGCAUUGUUUUUAAAGCCCAUAGUAGUUUAAUGGACUAAUAUAGAGAAUAGAUGGUUUAGUUAUAGUUCAUGUGGUAGUUGGUACCUUAUUUUUCUGUUUUGGGUUAAAGGGUAUAUGAUUUCUUUUGUGUCUACUGUUAUUUGAGGAUAUUUGAGGAAUUUGAGGAUAUUUGAGGAUAACAGGGAUCCACUUUUUGAGAAUGCAAUAACAUUUAUAGACAAUUGAAGUUUCA